This is a messenger RNA of Diospyros lotus (date-plum), 512 nucleotides long. RefSeq names its product glycine-rich protein 23-like. NCBI's taxonomy places the organism in Eukaryota, Viridiplantae, Streptophyta, Magnoliopsida, Ericales, Ebenaceae. The transcript has a single exon. The annotation marks the transcript as partial. The record is from RefSeq and is a predicted model, not a curated record.
CUAACUGACCAGAAGAACCUUGUAACCUUCGGUGGACUUGGCGGCUACGGCGGCAUCGGAAGCAACGGCCUGCCCGUUGGCGGAGUUGGGGCCGGGAUAGGCGUUGCUGGAGGCUUCGGUGGGACCGGAGGCGUCGGCGGCGUCGGCGGGUUGGGAGGACUCGGCGGCUUGGGUGGAACCGGUGGCUUGGGACCUUUGGGAGGCAUUGGUGGCGGCGUUGGCGGUGGUGUAGGUGGCGGUGUUGGCGGUGGUCCCGGUGAUCUUCCACUUCCCUGAAGUAACAAGUACGUAGAAUACUAGUAGUACGCAGUCAUGCCGGCGCCGGCUCGUAGUUGUUGUGGUGGGGGCCUUAAUUGGCUGCUCCUUUAACUUGGGUUAGCUGAUUAACCAGGUCUUGUAUUGGGGUUUGUCUCUGUUAGAUUUCAACUUUAAUGUUGUUCGCUUUAAUUUGCUUUGUAAUCUCCUAUCUACGGCUUGUCCUAGACUAUCAAAUAAACUUAUCUUAUAUGCUA